Messenger RNA from Salarias fasciatus (jewelled blenny), 664 nucleotides. It is a transcript of the gene ankrd2, whose product is annotated as ankyrin repeat domain 2 (stretch responsive muscle). Gene Ontology annotation, molecular function: protein binding. Bases 50 to 664 code for a protein of 204 amino acids. The transcript is spliced from 6 exons. The record is from RefSeq and is a predicted model, not a curated record. NCBI's taxonomy places the organism in Eukaryota, Metazoa, Chordata, Actinopteri, Blenniiformes, Blenniidae.
UCUCCCCCCCCUGUGUGUUCCUCUGUGUGGACAGAUCGCAUCUGCGAAUAUGUCUGAAUUCAUGAACGCAGCCAGUCAAGGCAAAGUGGAAGUGAUACACAAGUAUCUGUCUGACGGUGGGAACCCUAAUGCCCAUGAUGAGCUCAAGAGGACGGCGCUGCACCGGGCUGCUCUGGAAGGACAUACUGAUAUUGUGCAGGCGCUUCUAGAAAAAGGAGCCUGUAUCAACUCAGAAGACCAACUUGGCUCCAGAGCAAUACACUGGGCCUGCCGAGGGGGGAGUCUGGGCGUCGUUGAAGCCCUGAAGAGCCACGGGGCGGACCUUAACGCUAGAGAUAAGCUGUGCAGCACUCCUCUGCAUGUGGCCACAAGGACGGGCCACACGGCCAUCGUGGAGUAUCUGCUGUCCUGUGGUGCCAAAAUCAACUCCAGGGACAGGGAAGGUGACACGGCCCUGCAUGAUGCAGUGCGUCUCAACAGAUACAAGAUAGUGGAGCUGCUCAUAGCUUCAGGAGCCGACACAAAAAUAAAAAAUCAUGAGGGAGUGACGGCCAUGCAGCAGGUCAAACAGUGGCAGUCCGACAUCAUGGAGACGCUGCAGCGACUGGAGAAGUUGAAGGAAGUGGGAGCCGUGCCGCCUGGAAACCCUUCAGCAGAGAAAUGA